AUUAGUUGUGUAUUGUGAGUCACAUGUAAGUCUAUUGUUCUUAUACAGAAAUGUGACAGUUUUUGCUGAGGAAAAUUGGCUUCCUGAAGCGUAGUCUGAGAAAAGCAUUUUCUACAGUUUAUUUUGAAUACUUCUAAAAAGAGUAUUGGGGAAAACUUCUCUUAUUCCAGCUUCCUUUUUGAAGGGUUGCUUUUCAGCUCACAGGUGUCCAAGAUUUAUUGAUUUACAGACGUACCUGAUUCAGGAUGUACCUGAAGCUGACUGUAAUCCUUGGUUCUGUGAUAAUGCUGCUUCAUAUCAUUGACAUAACAGUGGGGCAAGCCAUUGGGGAUGACGUUGUCACACAGUAUGGUCAGAUUGGAGCAAGUGUCACACUCACCUGUGGCAACAUAGAUAAUGGAGCUGUUGAAUGGCAGCUGAAUGACUCAAAAAUCAUUCAGACCAGAAAUGUGGAACUAACAAGAACAAAACUCACUCUUUUCAACAUCGAUGUGUCCCAAGAAGGUCAAUACAGAUGUCGCAAUCCAGAGUCAGGCAGAACUUACAGAACAAUCUCAUUGAUGUUAGGCUAUCCACCAGGAAAGCCUCAGGUCACCUGUCGAUCAGUGAGAUAUCCUCUGAAUGUGGUCUGCUUGUGGAAGCUGGAAAAUCAAACCUACCUUCCCACAUGGAUCAAUGUCUCCUACAGAUAUGGAACUGAAGAUGUCAAGCAAUGCUCAGCUGAAGAGGCAUUGCAGGGCAAAUACACAAUCGAGAGAAUCCAACUCUUUUCAAAGAUUUCCUACACAGUGAAGGUGACAGCAACAAACCCUCUAGGAUCCAGAUCGACUAUUACACAAUUUAUUGUGGAGAAGAUAAUCAAGCCAGAUCCACCAACAGAAGUCAGUGUUUCUCCGAUACCCAACCAACCAAAGAAAUUAUUGUUGCAAUGGAAGCCGCCAGCCACGUGGCCCGAUCCAAGUCUGUUUCUGUUGAAGUACAGGAUAAUGUACUGGCCUGAGGGAUCAACCAGAUAUCAGAUGAUUGAGAUCAACGAUCAAGCUAGUUAUAUCCUGAAUGGCCUGCGAUCCAAAGCUUUAUACUUUGUAAAAAUCGCAGCAAAGGAUUUUGUUGACAAUGGCAUGUACAGCGAUUGGAGUCCGACUGUUUCUGCACGCCUAUGGUCAAACUGAGAGAUGAAACUGUCUGUGCACUGAUGCCUCUGAAGUUAAAACCGGUAAUAGUGUGCAGACUUAAACGCAAUAAUUCUCAUGAACUUCCAUCAAAAGAGCAGGAACAAGAGAUAGAACACCUCACUGAAAUAGAAUUAAACACUGCACAUAUCCCUUAUGCUUUUAAUGUGUCUUUUCACUGCAAUUUUUUUCCUAAACUGUGUAAAAUGUAUUAAUAUGUUAUUUUCGAUACACUAGUGCAGUAGUUAUGUUAUUGGAUCAGUAACCAGAGGUUUAGAGUAAUAGUUGGAAACAUAUAUUUGAAGCACAGCAGCUGGGAAAUUUAAGUUUAGUAAAUGAGUAAAUCUGGAAUAAAAAGCUUGUAUCAAUAAUGACAGCAUUACCAGAUUGUUACAAAAAUUUGUCUGAUUCACUACUAACCUCUAGGGAAAGAAAUCCCCAGUCUGACUUAUAUGUGACUCCAUAUCUACAGCAAUGUGGUUUCCUCUUAGCUACUCUCUGAAAUAUUCCAGCAAGCUAUUUAACUGUAUCAAACCUCUACAUCAACAUUGAAUAAAUUUGAACCAAGUAGACUACCAGACAUUGAUCUAUGCACCAAAAGGGUACAAAGACCAGUUGACUUUGUAAUGUCCUCCUCACUAAAAUGCGGGAAUUUGUGCCAAAACUGGAGGAGCUGUCCCCCAGACAAGUGAAGUGACACUCUGACAAAGUCGUGCUGAUCAAAACAUAUCUUUCAGCCAAUUUCCCAUCACCUCAAUCAGCAUGCCUUGAAAUGUCUCAUUUCACCUACAGGAAAAAACCUCCAGAUGUGACCAGAAGAAAUGUGAACAGGAGUAUGCCAUAUGCCCCUUUGAGCCUGUUUAACUAUUCAAUAAGAUCAUUGAUGAUCUGACAUUCCUUGUGUCCACUUUCCUGCCUUUUCCCCAUAACCCUUGA
Messenger RNA from Rhincodon typus (whale shark), 2108 nucleotides. RefSeq names its product ciliary neurotrophic factor receptor subunit alpha-like. The transcript is spliced from 7 exons. The coding region runs from base 246 to 1172 and encodes 308 amino acids. Gene Ontology annotation, biological process: cytokine-mediated signaling pathway. Gene Ontology annotation, molecular function: cytokine receptor activity; cytokine binding. NCBI's taxonomy places the organism in Eukaryota, Metazoa, Chordata, Chondrichthyes, Orectolobiformes, Rhincodontidae. The record is from RefSeq and is a predicted model, not a curated record. Gene Ontology annotation, cellular component: membrane; signaling receptor complex; external side of plasma membrane.